AUGCUGGUGCACACUUACUCCGCCAUGGAGCGCCCCGACGGGCUGGCCGCAGCGGCUGGCGGGACCCGCCUGUCAUCUCUGCCCCAGGCGGCCUACGGACCCGCACCGCCACUGUGCCACACGCCCGCCGCUACUGCCGCCGCGGACUUUCAGCCUCCUUACUUCCCGCCACCCUACCCGCAGCCGCCGCUGCCCUACGGCCAGGGCCCCGACGCCACAGCCGCCUUUCCGCACCUGGCCGCGGACCCUUACGGCGGUCUAGCACCCCUGGCACAGCCUCAGCCGCCGCAGGCUGCCUGGGCCGCGCCCCGCGCUGCCACCCGCGCCCACGAAGAGCAGCCCGGCUUGCUGGCGCCACCCGCCCGCGCUCUGGGCCUCGACCCGCGCAGAGACUACGCUGCCGCGGUACCCCGGCUCCUGCACAGCCUCGCCGACGGCGCGCACGGCCUGGCAGAUGCUCCCCUUGGUCUUCCCGGGCUAGCGGCGCCCCCCGGCCUGGAGGAACUGCAGGCGAUAGACGACCCGGGAAUGAGCCUCCUGGACCAAUCCGUGAUCAAGAAAGUCCCCAUUCCCUCCAAAGUCGGCAGCCUCUCCGCCCUCUCCCUGGCCAAAGACAGCCUGGUUGGCGGCAUCAGCAAUCCCAGUGAGGUCUUCUGCUCCGUGCCUGGCCGGCUGUCGUUGCUCAGCUCAACAUCCAAGUACAAGGUGACCGUGGGGGAGGUGCAGCGGCGACUCUCACCUCCAGAGUGCCUCAACGCCUCCCUCCUGGGGGGUGUCCUCCGAAGGGCCAAGUCCAAGAAUGGGGGCCGGUGUCUGCGGGAGCGACUGGAGAAGAUCGGGCUCAACCUGCCAGCUGGCCGUCGGAAGGCAGCUAAUGUGACUCUGCUGACCUCUCUGGUGGAAGGAGAAGCUGUACACCUGGCCCGGGACUUUGGUUAUGUCUGUGAGACGGAGUUUCCAGCCAAGGCAGCUGCUGAGUACCUAUGCCGACAGCACGCUGACCCUGGGGAACUGCACAGCCGCAAGAGCAUGCUGCUGGCUGCCAAGCAGAUCUGCAAGGAGUUUGCAGACUUGAUGGCUCAGGACCGCUCCCCGCUGGGCAACAGCCGCCCAGCGCUCAUCCUGGACCCUGGGGUACAGAGCUGUCUGACACACUUCAGUCUCAUCACUCACGGCUUCGGGGGGCCCGCCAUCUGUGCUGCCCUCACGGCCUUCCAGAACUACCUGCUGGAGUCGCUCAAAGGACUGGACAAGAUGUUUCUAAGCAGCCCGGGCAGCGGGCACGGAGAAACCAAGGCUUCAGAGAAGGAUGCCAAGCAUCGGAAGUAA
Chionomys nivalis (European snow vole) is the source of this 1329-nucleotide messenger RNA. RefSeq names its product transcription factor AP-2 epsilon (gene Tfap2e). Bases 1 to 1329 code for a protein of 442 amino acids. The transcript has 7 exons. Gene Ontology annotation, cellular component: nucleus. The record is from RefSeq and is a predicted model, not a curated record. Gene Ontology annotation, biological process: regulation of transcription by RNA polymerase II; anatomical structure development; regulation of cell population proliferation. Lineage: Eukaryota; Metazoa; Chordata; Mammalia; Rodentia; Cricetidae. Gene Ontology annotation, molecular function: DNA-binding transcription factor activity, RNA polymerase II-specific; RNA polymerase II transcription regulatory region sequence-specific DNA binding.